ACGUGGGCCGGUGGGGUAAAGUUACCUCUCCUCACUUCUGCCUUUUGCUUGGAUCACUGCAGCGGUCCCAGUGGUCAGUCUAAUUCUGUCUGAGCUGGUCGGGUGGAGGAGGGGGAUUGCUGUAUCUGCAAUCCCAGGCCCAACCUGCCAAAGGGCAAAGACACCGACUGUCUAAACUUGGUCUCUGUCACUCUGUCUCUCCAGCCUUUUCCUCUCCUGUAGAAUUAAAGACAAACGUUAGAAAAUAUCUGGACUUUUUGUCCGUCUGAUAAAAGAAAGGAAGUUCUAAUUUACAAAGAAGAGUCUUGUCUUGGCUUAAGAGUUUUUCACGCUGGAAUACCUGGUAGGAUUAAAUCGUUCAGAGGAGUGAGGAAAAUCCCGAUGUUUUAUCUUCAUGGAAACAUAAUCUGCCGAAGGAUUGCCUUUUCACAAGGAUUUUAAUUCUGGAAGUAUGACUGAAGCAGCUGAAGCUCGAUCGUCAGUGACAACCACCAUGGUCAUUGACGGGAAGGCCGGAGAGGCCGGCUCGACGACUCUCCGGUCGUCAAAGAAAAUGUUUACAGACGACCUCUACUCUACGUUCAGCUCCCCUCUGGCCUGGAUCCUGGUUCUGGCACUAAUCAUCACCUGGACAUGCGUGUUCAUUAUUAUGUUUGAUGUGGCCGACUAUAAGACCAUUGCAGAUCGCCCUCCUGCUGGGAUCAGGAAGGUUUUAAAGAGUUCAGGGCGCAGAGGAGGUCUCAGUAAGUUCGGUUCAGAUCCUGUGAAGGUGGUGAACGAUGCCGUGGACGAAUCAACAAACAUUAUUAGCGCCAUGUUCAGUUUCGCUGCAAACCUCAUUGCUCCAGACGAAGAAGAAGGAAUGCUGUAUGCGGUGAGGAAAAAAGGAGAAUUUUUACCGCCAAGAAGUAAAGUUAUAGGAAUGCAAGUUCAGACAAAACUAGAAAAGGCAGAAGAAGCAGCAAAGGAAGAGGAAGAAGAGGCCUCUGAGGGGGAGGAAGAGGAUGAAGAUGAAAUAGAGGAAGAGGAGGAGGAAGAAAUAGAGGAGGAGGAGGAAGAGGAGGAGGAGUAUGAUGAGGAAGGGGAAUAUGAAGAGGAUUAUGAUGAGGAGUAUGAGUAUGAGGAGGAAUAUGAGGAGGAUGAAGAGGAAGAUGAGGAAGCAGAAGAAGAGCAGGAGGAACAAGCAGAUGAGGAAGAGGAAGCAGUAAGCACUGAAGAAGUUGAAGAAGAAGAGGAGGAGGAAGAAGAGUUAGCUGAAGAUGAGGAAGCAGAAGAAGAAGGUGAGGAGGAGGAAGAAGAAGCUGUAAGCGCUGAAAAAGUUGAAGAAGGGGAGGAAGAGGAGGAAGAAGCACUAGAAUCUGAAGAAGAUGAGGAAGAGGAGCUAGAAGGAGACAUCCAAGAGAAGGAGGACGAAAAGGAGAAGGAAGGAGAGGAAGAGGAGGAGGAUGAAGGAGCUGAACUGGAGGAAGCUGGAGAACCUGAAGAGGAGGAAGAUGAUGAAGCUCCUCCAUCAGCUGCAGUAGAGGCUGAGGAUGAUGAAGAGGAGGCAGGAGAAGAAGAUGAAAAAGAAAUGAAGGCAGAUGCUGCUGAUGAAGAGGAGGAUGAUGAAGAAGAAGCUGCAGCUGCUGAUGAAGAGAAGGAGGAUGAAGAAGAAGAAGCUGUAGCUGUUGAUGAAGAGGAAGAGGCUUCUGAUGAAGCUGCACCUGUUGAUAAAGAGGAGGAUGCCUCUGAUGAAGAGGAGGAUGCCUUUGAUGAAGAGGAGGAGGCCUCUGAUGAAGCUGCUGAUGAAGAGGAGGAGGCGUCUCCUGAACCCGUCUCCACCUCAGAUGAUGACGAGGCGUCUCUGUCUCCUGAUUCCGACGUUCCCGUCGUCGUCAUAGAUGGCGAUGAAGACUCGCCGCUGCCUGACGAUGAUGAUGACGUUAAAGAUGAAGAGGAUGACAGCAGUGACGUUGCGUUUGUGGAUUCCUCAGAAAUCAGUGACUCAGCACUUCUGUCCAGUGAGGAAGACGAUGAAGAUGACAGACUAGCAGCGACGUCAGACAGCGAUGAUGUCAUCGCAGAGGACACUGAGGAAGACUUGGAUCUAGAUCUUCCUCACAUAGCAGUUUCUAGUGACGAAGAUCUUAAAGUUAAAGAUGAGGAAGAUCUUUCUCCUCUACCACCUGUCGAUGAUGAUGAUGAUGAUGAUGACAACGUAAAGGUUUCUGAGGAAGAUGAAGAUGAUCUGGACCAAUCAGACGACGUUUCUGUGGCUUCCUCUGAACUGUUUGCAGAUGAUGAAGAUGAAGGUAAAGAUGAAGACCUUGAUAAGGACGACCUCAUUGACCUUGAGGUUGAUGAAGAUGAAGAUCUUAUCAAACCUUUACAGGAGGAAGAACAAGAAGUAGCAGAGGAGGAAGAGGAAGAGGAAGAGGCGGACGUUCUUCCUUUGGUCAGCUCAGACAGUGGAGUGUUGGGCGACGAAGAUGACGACGAUGAUGAAGAUCUUGAUGAGGACUCUCUGAGUGAUGAUGAAGAUGAAACCGAGGAAGACGAUGUUGAGACGAGCUUCGAUGAUGAAGAGGAGAAAGAAGUGAUAGAAACAUUGGUUGGCACAGAGGAAGACAUUGAUGAAGCCGAGGUUGAUGAAGGUGAAGGUGAAGAUGAAGAUGAUGAAGAUGAGGAAGAUGAUGAUGGACUUGAUGACAUCCUGUUGUCAGCCGCCAUUGCAGCAGCGAUCACUGGCCAGGAGGAGGCAGCAAAGACUGCUGUAGAUGAUGAAGAGGCUGAAGCUGAUGAAGACAAGGUGGAGGAAGAUGAAACAGAAGAAGCUGAGACCAGCCAGCCUGCUGCUCCUGAGGAGAAAGAUGAAGAAGAAGAAGAAGCUGAAGAAUCUGUUUCUAAGCCUCAGAAAUCCAUCGACAAAUCCGAAGACAAGGAAGAGGAGUACGAUGAAGACGGAGACGAAGAAAAGGCCACAGUGGAUGUGAUUAAACCUGUGCCUGAGCCAGAGGAGGAAACACCCAAAACAGAACCAGCAGAGUGUCCCUGCCUACAUUCUGCAAAGACACAAGAGACUGUCACCAAGACUGCAGAUAAAAAAGAUGCUCCCAGGAGGGUGUCGGCUGUGCGACGGAAAAAAGAACAGGAAGCUGUGAAGAAGACAGAUGAAAAGCCAAGAAGACAAGCUCUUCCUAGAUUUCCAGCUCUGGAGCCAAAAGCCAGGAGAAUCCGAAGAUUAGCUCCUCUUCUGAAAGCUAAGAUAAAACAGAAGAGCAAGAUGUCAAAAACAGUGAUGGAGACCAAGAAACAGGAAGAGACCACAGAGUCUGCACAGGAAGUCAGUCCCUGCAGACCUGCUCCAGUUUACUGCCCGGCCCCCCCAGGAUGGUACGUUCAUCACAUCGUCACAGACAAUCCGUACCCUCCUCCAACCAUGUCAGCUCCCUCUGCUCCGAUUGUGACCGUUCACCCUCCAGCUUCUCCAUCACAGCCUCCAUAUCAGCAGCCUCCUCCUUCACUAAUGCAGCCGCUCUAUGCUCACUAUCAGCCAUAUCAGCCACCAGUGCAACCUGCAAUGCCACCUCCUGCAGAACCUUCUCCAUCAGUGCAACCAGAACAUCCAGAGGCUCCACAACCGGAACCACCGGUGGAGCCUGAGGCACCGACUCCAGCUAUUGAAGCUCCGCCGGCAGUAGCUGAAGACCAGGAACCAGAGAAAGUUGUGAGAAAAGCUCCCUCAGUGAAGAAAGCUGCAAAGAAAAAAACUAAGGUUGCUGAUUCAGUAAAAGGUAAAGCUCCAAAAAAAGAGAAAACCAAACUUUCUGCUGAGGCUAAAAAAGAGAAGCUUCCAAAGGAGAAAUCCAAACUUCCAGCUGGAGCUAAAAUAGAGAAGCCUGCCAAGGUGAAAUCAAAACUUCCAACAGAAGCCAAAAAAGAGAGGCCUGCAAAAGAGAAAACCAAAUCAAGAAAAGAGCCUGCAGCUGUACAGCAGAAGAGGAAAUCAGCGCCUAAGAGGACAGCGCCGGCUGUCAAGAGCAAAGUCAAAGCAUCCAAAGAUAAGAAAGAACCAGAAUCACGUCCACAGCCUCUGAGACUGAGGACGAGACUGGAAGCUGACAGGAGGACAAACGUGACGGCUAGAGCUGAGCCAAAGAAACCAGUCAGAGUUUCCUUUAAAUCAGAAAAAGCUGCAAAGGCUAAAAAGAAACCAGUCAAGAAAGCUGAAGAUAAAGUCAAACAGCCACCAAAAACUCAGGAGCCUGAGACUGAAGACAAUGUUACAAAGACCGAAAAGAAGAAACCGAGUCAGAAAUACUUCCAGUGCAUCUAUUUCCCAGGAAAACACGCACACUAUCCUUUACGACCUUUCACCCCGGCCAUGUCUCCCGCCAUGUUGUCCCCUGCUGUCCGGUCGAUGCUGGAGCAGCAGAGAGCAGACAGAGCAGCGGGACACUGACCUGACUGACGGACAGAUCUCUAAUUCUGUGACUUCCUUUGUCUGUGAUUAAAACACAGGCAAGAAAACAAAGAGGACAGAUUUUAUUUUUAAUUUAGUGAUUUAUUCAGUGGUUGAGCUGCUGGGGACACUUAUGAAAUGUUCUCAGUCUUUUGCACCCACAGCUAUACUUUCACUGCAAUACAUUGUGACUAAGUUUAAGAUUUUCUUUGCAAAUACAUACAUUUUCAAUCAACCCUUUGUUUUUUUAUAUAAUUAUAACCACAGGGAAUUUCAAAGCUGACAGUUUUUACCUUUUUCUGCUCCACUACUAAAUGUCACAGCAGUGACCUGCGCUGCCCCUGUUCACCACAGAUCACCUGUGGGUGCAAGAGAUUAGCAUGCUAACAGUGAAGACUCCAAACCCAGAGGCUCCCACUUUUAUCCCAGCAGCAACCCGUCUCCAGACAUCCAGCAGUAAAAUCCAGCUGCAUGGUAAUAAAAACUGAGAGGCUCUCUAUCAGAGAACAGGAUGAUGUCCUGGUUUAACCUUUAAAUAUUUAACUUACAGGCAUUUCUCCUUUUAUAGUUCAAAUCCCAGAAAACAAGCCAAUUUCUUCCCUUUUUAUGCCAUCAAGUAAGACCCAACUGCAGCGCAAAAAGUUAGGUUUUACAAACAAAUGCAUAUUUUUUUAAAAAUAAAAAUAAAAUAUAUAAAACUAAUUUUAAAAAAGUAUAUUAAAGAGAGCAACUAAACUAGAAAAACAAAAGUUACUGUACAAAACAAAUUAUGGCAAAAAUGAAAAGCAGUGCAAUUUAAAUAUGUGGAAUUAGAACUUUGCAAUGUGGAGAUUUCUGCUUACUUAACAGUGUGAGUCAAAAUAAACAAUAAUAUUAAGAAAAUUGGUAGUUAUUUAUAUAUGUUAUCAGUAAAAUUGGAGAUUGGAUAAAGAAUUAAAUGUAGACAACAUCUGAAUUAUUCAUCAUUAAUAUUUUAGAUUAAAAAGAACCUUGAAAUAAUUAUAUUUCUAUUAUGCAUAAAAAAUACACUGAAUUACUUUUUAAAAAUCCAUAUUUUAUUCGGUUAUUGGAACCUUUUACCUCAAUGUUUUGAUUAAAUUGUGGCACUUUCAGGCCUCCGUAGCCAACGGUGGAGAAGCUGCAGGAGGUUUAACGUGAUGCGUUUGGAGACGGGGAAACUGCAGGACAACUUAGACGUGACCAACUGAAGCGACGUUGUGAUUGAAUGUAGUUUUAUCAGCCUGUGAACCGGGCCCGAUGCACCGUCGCUUUUUUACCUCGAUUCUUCUCGGUUCUGGUGAUGUGACUCAGCAACAAGUUCACCGUUAUGGUUUUAUGACUUACUGAGCGCUGCCAGGCAUUUCCUUCUGUUGUCUUAUUGAAUAGAAAUCUAUGCUACUGUAAAGGAACCAAAAGGGAGUUUCUACUCCCACGAUGUUUCACUCCUGAUGGUUCUGUGCACAUGAUUAUUAUCAAAGAAUGUGGAAAUUAAAUAGUUUAUGUGACAGAAUAGUCCAGUUUACUCGUACUGCUGCAAAAGGACUAAAUAAAGCAGUUUGACAUGUGGGACUGAAUGCGGAUAAGCUGUGCCGAAUUAGCUGAUCUUUCUGAAAUGUCAACAAUACAAAUAAAGCAGAGAAAACUAUUAAAAUGCAGAGUUUAGUUUUGUAAACCUGCAGAGAACUUAUGUCAUCUAAAACAGUGAAUCCCCGACAAUUUAGAGUUUUCUGAGGAAUGCAACUCCAAACUAUUCACAGAAAAUUCACAGAUUCAAGGAUUCAUUUCUUACAGCGUUUCUAAAAUAUUUGAAAGAAAAUGCAGGUUAGGAAGCUGAAAUAUUUUGACACAAUCCUACUGGUCGUUCGCAAAGCAGCCGAUCCAGAGAUGUGCCAUUUAAUUUUCUUGGCACUGACCGGCUGACCAGAGAUAAAGGAGACUGGAUAAGUGCUAAGACAUUAUCCUCUGUGCACAUUAAUGAAUAUUAAGGUAUAUUUGGUGUUUGAACAAUGAAAAAUAUGCAGUUAUAAGAGUAAUAACAGGCAGGCUCAAGUAAUUUUGCUGCUUGUUGGUGACUUUGGUCCCUAACUCAUAAAUACUGGGGAUCCACUGUAGAAUUACCAAAGACUCUACAGUGAGAUUCGUGGACAAUGUGGACAUUUCUGACAAGUUUUCCAAAGCAGCUCAAAUGUGUAAUUCUUUGUUAUUUUUGAGUUUGCCGAUUACCAGUUUGCGUAAACUUCCUCAGAAAGUUUGGGUGGGAAGUAUUAUUUUAAUUCUGCCAAACAUCUGGUUUUGGUUUGUUUGAUGCUUUUAACCCUCAGGUUUGUUGAAAACUUUGGAGUCCAAAUCUAAAAUGGGUUCAAGAAAACUCUGGUCUCAGUUCUUUACAGGACUGGACUGAUUACAGUGAAUGUGUUUGUCGGAAUGGCCUUAAAUCGCACCUGUUAGCCAGGUGUUAACCUUCAGUUUGUUGUAAAUGUUGUGUUUGCAGCUUAUAUUUGUGUUAUUUACAUUAACACACAGUAUUUACAUUGUACAGCUGCAGGUAUAUGUAUUUUUAUUUAAUUAUUACUGUAGAUUAAUGUCAGUGAUGAAAGGACAGACUAUGAUGUCAUAAAAACAAACAGAAGGAGCAGACGUCAGUGCAAUCUGAUGUAAAUAUCAUGUUUGGUGGGAAACUUAGUUGAAGCUUGAAUAUAUUACAGGUUUUAAAUUCAUGUUUGAUUUUGUUAAGGUGAGUUGACUUUUUAUGCAUGUUGUUACAUUUUAUCACAAUACUUUGCCUUGACGUUUUUGUUUUAUUCCUUCUUUCUUUUAUUUCACUGUUAGUUUUUCAUCUGCAGAGGAAUGAGCAUUUAUUGAUCUUAAACCUCAGACAAAAAAAUGUUUGUUGGCAUUUUUCCAACUGUGAGCAGAAUAAAAGCAGUAAGAAAU
Xiphophorus couchianus (Monterrey platyfish) is the source of this 7375-nucleotide messenger RNA. RefSeq names its product spore wall protein 2-like. Lineage: Eukaryota; Metazoa; Chordata; Actinopteri; Cyprinodontiformes; Poeciliidae. Gene Ontology annotation, cellular component: membrane; sarcoplasmic reticulum. Gene Ontology annotation, molecular function: signaling receptor binding. The transcript is spliced from 31 exons. Bases 452 to 4441 code for a protein of 1329 amino acids. The record is from RefSeq and is a predicted model, not a curated record.